Molecule: messenger RNA, 1955 nt
Organism: Xenopus tropicalis (tropical clawed frog)
Lineage: Eukaryota; Metazoa; Chordata; Amphibia; Anura; Pipidae
Gene: cldn18
Product: claudin 18
Exons: 5
Coding region: 242-1024 (260 amino acids)
Cellular component (GO): membrane; bicellular tight junction; plasma membrane
Molecular function (GO): structural molecule activity
Source: RefSeq, a predicted model, not a curated record
ACCAUGACAUCAUUGAAUCCCCACCUCAAUGCUGACAGUUUCAUGCUGUGUUAGUGAAUAUGGUUUCAUAUGAAACUACGCACAGCCCACAAAGAGGUCGAAACCAAGCAAUCUUAUGAAAACAUAUUAAGCAAACAAAGCUAGAGAAGAGAGAGGAGGUGAUAGCCGUCCUUGUGAAUGGUACUCCAGUAAGUCAAAAGAAGGCAGCAAAUUGUGCUUGGACAUUACACAGCUCGCAGCCAUGUCGGUAACAAUGUGUCAAACCAUGGGCUUUCUUGUAUCAGCCCUGGGCUUUGCCGGGAUUAUAGUAGCAACUGCUUUGGACCCAUGGAGCACCCAGGAUUUAUACGAUAAUCCAGUUACUGCCGUGUUUCAGUACCAGGGUCUCUGGAAGAGUUGUGUUCAAGAGAGUUCUGGAUUCACUGAGUGUCGUCCCUACUACACCAUCCUUGGGUUACCAGCUAUGUUCCAGGCAGUCAGAGCCCUGAUGAUUGUGGGCAUAGUACUGGGAGGCAUUGGCUUACUUGUGGCAAUUUUUUCCAUGAAGUGCAUCCGCAUCGGCAGCAUGGAGGACUCUGCCAAAGCCAACAUCACCUUGACAUCUGGCAUCAUGUUCAUCCUGGCAGGACUCUGUUCAAUAAUUGGCGUUUCCGUCUUUGCCAACAUGUUGGUUACCAACUUCUGGAUGACUACAGCUAAUAUGUAUACAGGCGGUGCUAUCAGUGGAAUGGGAGGAAUGGGUGGCUUGCAGACUCUACAGACAAGAUAUACUUUUGGAGCAGCCCUAUUUGUUGGAUGGGUAGCUGGAGGCUUGACAAUGAUUGGAGGAGUGAUGAUGUGCAUAGCGUGCCGGGGACUCAUGCCAGAAGAAAGCAACUACAAGGCAGUCUCCUACCAUGUUUCUACAAAAACCCCAGCCUACAAGACAUCUGCCUACGAUGAGAAAAGUAAAAAAUCCAUUUACAACGAAUCCAGGCGCAGCGAAGAUGGGAAGAGCUACCCUUCAAAAUAUGAUUAUGUGUAGCUGUCUAAGUACCUGGCAUCUACCUAUAGUUAUCUGCAGUUGUACUGUUUAGUAUAGGGGAUGACUGAAUUAAUCAGUGCAGCCCAUCAAGAUAACUUACUGCUCAACUGCUAUUGUGGUACAGCUAAUGAGCAAGUUUGUUGACCUAUAUCUCAUGGCUGAGCACUGUUUAUUAAGCCAAAGGCUUUUUGUUUUGUAGUAUAUUUUACAAUGCUUUUUACAUAAACCCGUUUCUAUCUAUACAUUCUAGCUUAUAGUUAUUUUCAUAACAAAGUUGUUUUUAAAGAUAUUAUAGCCAAAUUGUCAAAUUGCAAUGCAGCCAAGGGACAACAUUUAGCCAAGCCCUGCGGUGCUCCUCUAUUGGUUUCCAGGCCGCUUCAGGGUCGUGUCUGUGUUUUGGGCUGGGAACUUAUUGUGAGCACCCACCUUGGGCAGGCCCUUGGAGGUUGAACUUGUAGAACUGAUGUUUGUCUAUGACUGGGAUUACUUACACAUAGCUGUCUGAAUCUUUUCCUUAGAUAUUACCUACAUACUGUAGUGCAAACCAGUGUAGUAAGUUAAAGCAACUAGACACUUCCCUUCGUUAGUCUGGUUAUACUACAUUAUUGCUGCCUGGUUUCUAUAGAGCAUUUCAAUAAUCCACAAUUGCUCCUAUAUUAGUAAAUCCCCAUGCAUAGAUAGUUUGAGUCUUUUUUAGCCAUUGUCAUUUACUUUAUUAUAUUAAUCAACUGUGAUUUCUUAAAUCUUGUAUAUAGAACGUUUACCAUCACCCAAUACCCAUAGGGUCUCUGCUGAAAUCUGAACAUCUGAUUGUCGACAGUAAAGAAUCCCAAGUGUCAACAAUGGCUCUCAACACAGUAUGGGGCAGAUUUAUCAAAAUGUGAGUUUAACCUUAAUACAUAAAAGCUCACCCACGGUCUAUUUAAUCCUA